AAUUUCAUAUUAUUUUCGGGAAUGCUUUGAUAAAAAUCUUUACUAAUUACAUAAUUAUAAAUUUUCAGAUCAAGUAACAGAUAAGAUUGUAAAUAUAUAUCUAGGCAUUGAAAGAAAUUAACAUUAAAAAUGACACAAUCACAACACGUACUACAAGAAUUAUAUGAAUCUUAUACAAAAGCUGCAGUUAAUAUAAUUUCUUAUUAUGAAAUGCCUGAGAGAAAGAACAAAUUAAAAGAAUUAAGAGACCUUGUGCAGAACAACUGUGUUCAAAAUAAAAAGUUAAAAUCGGCAGAAACUAUAAAAAACCGAUUAUUAGAUAUUUAUAAUGAUGAGGAUGAUGACAGUACAGAAAUUGAUAUCGAAUCUAUUAUACAACAAUAUAAACAAACCAUAUCGGAAAUUGAUAUAGAUGUAUCAAAUGAUGAUAAUCUUAUAGAAUUUGAUAAACAGGUAGAAGCAUUAUUAGAUAAAAUAGGAAAUGAAGCAAAUGAUGAGGAUGCAGAAAUGCAAUUAACAGGAGGUUAUAUAAAUGUAAUUGAUCCAAUUUCUAAAAAACGAAUUGUAGACCCUGUAAAAAAUACUCUAUGUGGGCACACUUAUGACCGUGACAGUAUUACACAGAUACUAAAAAUUAACAAGAAAACAAGGUGCCCUGUUGUAGGAUGUAAGAGUAAAGAGUUUGUAUUGCUAUCUCAUCUUCGUACAGAUAUUGUAACAAAAACAUAUCUUGAAAAAAAUCCUGCGUGAUCAUUGUUGAAUUUCAAAAUAAUAAUACAAGUUAACCACUUUUUAAUAUGUGUCAUAGUUAAAGCAUAUGUAAAAUGCAAAGGCACUUUUACACGUUAUUAAAGUAAAAAUAAAUAUUUAACAUGUGACAAGUCACACACCCAAAUACAACAUAUGUCAUGCAUUUGAACAUAACACAUGACAUCUUCUAACGUGCUUUACAUUGCAAGGAUAUUUUUCUGAUUAGAACGUUGCAGUAUGUUGGCCUUGCUCCAAAUACCUGCACUUAAGGGUUUAUUUUAAGUACAAGAGUACAAUUAAGAUGGUAUUAAUAUAUUGUGAUAUGUAUUAUAUAAGAACUUUCAUGUGGAUAUUAAAUAAAGAUACAUUUAUAAUGAUA
This is a messenger RNA of Megachile rotundata (alfalfa leafcutting bee), 1129 nucleotides long. RefSeq names its product E3 SUMO-protein ligase NSE2. The record is from RefSeq and is a predicted model, not a curated record. Lineage: Eukaryota; Metazoa; Arthropoda; Insecta; Hymenoptera; Megachilidae. Gene Ontology annotation, cellular component: nucleus; Smc5-Smc6 complex. Gene Ontology annotation, molecular function: SUMO ligase activity; zinc ion binding. Gene Ontology annotation, biological process: protein sumoylation; double-strand break repair via homologous recombination.